Molecule: messenger RNA, 3551 nt
Organism: Meira miltonrushii
Lineage: Eukaryota; Fungi; Basidiomycota; Exobasidiomycetes; Exobasidiales; Brachybasidiaceae
Exons: 1
Coding region: 262-3501 (1079 amino acids)
Biological process (GO): regulation of DNA-templated transcription
Molecular function (GO): DNA binding
Source: RefSeq, a predicted model, not a curated record
AAUAAUUUUCCUUCUCAUUAAACUCGAGAAGGACUCCAUCCACCAAUGCUAAUCCACCCAUCAUCAUCCUAAGAUUAAGGUUCGAGAAGGAAGGAAAGGGCAUGGAGAACGCAUAAGGAUUUCAAACACAUAUUGAGCGAAACCUUGAGCUGGAAAGCAAGACUCAAAAGGAAAUCGUCACAUUUCCACAUUCAAUAAUAAUAUCACAGACAAAGAGACGUCAUCUUGCUCAACCUCUCAACUUGAACUGCUCGGAUCACGAUGCAAAACAUUGACGAUAGUCCAACACGCGAUGCAUCUUCUCCGCCCAUCAAGAGAGGUCCAGGUAGACCACGUCUAAAUCGUAACGCUGGCAGUCCUCCGGCUGCAUCCACUUCACCUUCUACACCUCGUCAAUGGGCUCAAUUACCAAACGUGUCCAAUCAGAAUGGUGCAGCAGCAGGAGGCAAUAGCAGUGGUGCAGCAGAGCCAUACGUUCCUCCUCAUCUGCAUCCGGCCUACAGAGGUAGAGGUAGACCGCCAUUGGCGUUAGGAAGAAGGAUGGGUCAAGGCCCACCUGUAAACACGGCCAAGAAGCCUUCAAAUUCAUCCCCUACACCUACUUAUACCUCCUCUCCUCAACUUCAUCGUGCUCCACCGCAACAUCAUUCACACAUACAACAUCCCAAUCAAAGCAAUUCUCUACCGCCUCAUGCAGGACCCUCUCCGGUUCCACGUCAAAUGCUUGCUCAUGCACAAAAUGGAAUGUCGCAGAGACCUAGGCAUCCAUUAGACGGUAAAGAGCCAACAUAUCUUGCACCCGGACCAAACAAUCGAUUGUUGCUUUCUCUCAAAAGUGGAAUUCCAUCACACAUCUCAUGGGCUCUCUCACGCUUAACAUUCACUUCAAUGCACAAUGUUGAUUCGCUUAUUUUGGAUCAAUUUCCUGGCUUGCUUGAAGCUUUGAUGCAAUUUCCCAAAAGACUUGUUUAUGCAACCAAUGGAGACAAUGCUCAGCUUUGGGACCCGCAGUAUUGGGAGCAGCCCGAACGCGAAUAUGAUGGACUUGGCGUGGUGUAUGGGUCAAGUUCGGCUGAAAGCGAUGAGGACGAUGGCAGUGAUAGUGAUGGCGAAGGUAUGAGCAACAAAGGAGGACAAUUAGUCAAAUUUAAUCCUGUCAAAUUUCAGCCUCACAUUCUUGCCUCUCAUCAGAGAAUACUCGACUAUGCCGUUUCUGCUUUGUUGGUGCUGCGUAAUGCUUCCCUAUUCGACCGGAACGAAAAGGUGUUCCUACAACACUCAAGACCGCUAAAUGCUAUCAUUUGCAAUAUCCUCGCUGCACCGCAGAAUGUGCCAUCCUAUGCAGGUCCACAAGAAUGGAACGAGCAGCUGGGUAUGCAUGAGACUCGUGUAUAUGCCCUUGACAUUUUGGAAGUAACCAGAACCCGAAUCCAUGUCAGAAGACGAGCUGCCGUGCAAUUCGAUCAACAUGGCGUACCAAUCAAACAGCCAUCCUUUUCCGAUUUAGUCGAAGCAGCUUCUGCAGAAGCUGAAUCACUUAGCAAAGAAGAUGGAGCAGACACAGCCGCAAAUAUCAAGAGAUCUACAGCUGUGCAUGUUUCCGAUCAUCUUUUCAGCCUUUUGGUUUGGCAGUUGCACACCACUGAUGAUCGUUCAGUUUUGAUCGGAUGUCUUCGAUGCUUGGGUGCACUUGCAGCAGAUGAACGGAACGAGAAGGUGUUCUUAGAAGUGGAUAUACCAACUGUGAAUACCGGUGAACCUGGACCAAUCAAAAGGGUAUCAAGUCCAGGCAUUUUGCGUAAAUGUCUAUCGCUUCUACCGCUUACACAUGAUCUUGCUUUGCUGGAUUCUGCCUUGGAUUGUCUCUUCCAGAUCAUUAAUUUAUCUGAUAAUUCGUUACGCCUUGGUGCUGCCACCCUUGAAACGACUGCAGACGGUAAGGGACCAUCACCUCUAUUUUUGGGAACGGGCUACAAGGAUGCUUAUGCGGACGAAGAAUAUGGCCGUAGCAUUGGUGAUGUGCGUUCGAUCGUUCGCUAUUUGGCUCGCGAUUUGAUUUACGGUCGUGUCGUAUGGGAUAGAGUACAUCAAUUGGUUCUUCAUCCUGCAUUGCAUGGUCAUAUUCCGAGUGCGGUGAACAGUAGAAGAAGAGAGAAAGACGAAAUUCUUCGACUUCGCAAGAAAGGUCGUGAAGGUGAACCUAAAGAUCGUCAACGCAGAUUGAACAAAGAAGAAUGGCUAAAACAAAAAGAUUUACGGGAGCCUGAACGCCUGCGAACUUGGAUGCGUACCAUCUACGAAGCAAAGGAAGAUGGUGAAGUGACGCAAAUGGAAUUUUGGACAACGUACAGCUCUCAAUUUGGUCCUUACUCGCAAUUGGGCGGUCCACCUUUGCUCCCUGCAGCAGAAGUGAUCAGAGCAGUUUCAAACAUCUUUCCUGGUGCACUCGCAAUGGUCUUACCCGACAAGCGCUUUAUCGUAAGAGGCGUUCAGCCGAGAGAGCUCCAACUCGCAUCAAAGUUUGAAUGUCGUUGGAAAGGUUGCAAUCAAUCUGAAACAGACACAUAUGCAGCAGUAGAAACACAUGUUCGAAAACACAUUGUUGAAAGUGAUGCAAAACGUUGUCAAUGGGCAUUCUGCACGUAUGAAGUGCCCGAGAAAAUCAAAGAUCCAUCAAAACAUCUACACAAGCAUGCAUUGACACACGUACCAGACACUGAUGAAGAACAGCAAGAACGCGAUACUGCGUUGCAACGAGCUCAAUACCUUCAUGAAGUUCGACAAAAGAGUUCGAUGAAAAGUGAUCCAAUUUCCAUCACAACAAUGCCAAACGGAGCCAGAUCGAUCACGGGGCUUUCAGCAAUGUCACCAAAUGAUUUCGUACAAAGUGAAUGGCGUAAGAUUGAACAAGAAAGGUUGGAUGCAAUCAGACGAAAAAAGCUCAAUUUACCAACCAGGGGAACGGUCGAUCUGCCUGAUUACCUCACUUUUCACGUCACACGUACGCCGAUGGAUCCGAAUACUCAAAAACCAAUUGGAGUUGCUUCAACGGCCGCUUUGAUCUUACGCACUCUUGCCAGGAAUGCAGCUAAUGUAUUGAUGAAAGCUGGACUACGACAAGAACGAACGCGCGCUGAUGGAGAUGUAAGUGAUGAAGAGGAUGUUGAAGAUUUGACCAAGCUAAGCGAUCGGUUCGGAUUACCUCUACCGCCCACAACCAAAGAAGCAGAAAGACAUAAUGAAGAUGUUACUAUGAAUGGUGUCGCAGAUUCUUCUACCGGUCAAUGGACGAUCGCAGCGGCCAAAAGAAUCAUGGACAGCUUGGUGGAUGUGGAAGAUGAUUUAAUGCAAAUUGCAAGUGAGAAUGAUAUCUUAUGUCCAACGCUCAAUGAAGUUUUAACAGAUCUUUUGGCCGAACCAGGAGAAUCUGUUAUCGACAGAAAGCGUAAAACAAUUGCGGAUAACUUUGAUAGUGUUGUUGAUGUAGAUAUGCGAUGGUGAAAUGUAGAAAAUACAAUGAAAUGUAUGAAUAGCCAUAGAUCAAUUUGUAU